Molecule: messenger RNA, 810 nt
Organism: Protopolystoma xenopodis
Lineage: Eukaryota; Metazoa; Platyhelminthes; Monogenea; Polystomatidea; Polystomatidae
Source: the annotation of a GenBank genome assembly
AUGUUGCCUGAUUCGGCACGCCCAUACCAGGUAGAAUUAUCUUGUGUCGCUGAACGAGAAAAUGUGAUUGUAAAACUUGGUACUGGCCUUGGUAAGACCUUUAUUGCGAUAAUGGCAAUCAAAUUUCAUUUGCCGAUCACCUAUGUACCCUUAUCUGAGGGUGGAAGAAGGAUCCUAUUCAUCGUCAGGACAGUUAUGCUAGCACAUCAGCAGACAGACUACCUUCGCAGGCACCUGCCGUUGCAGGCUGAUCAAAUUGGAUGCCUUCAUGGUAGAAUGUCAAAAGAAGACAUUAUAGAUCUUUGGGACAUAGACAUUUGGAGAGCUCGGUUGGAAAAAUCCCGAGUAAUUGUAAUUACCGCUGGUGCCCUUCGUGAUGCGUUAAAUCAUAACAAGUUAUCCAUGGGUCAUUUGGAGAUGCUUGUAUUUGACGAAUGCCACCAUGUGGACCCAAAUAAAUGUUCCGAUUACACGGACAUAUGUCAGCAUUUAUCUAAAUUCCGCUCAGGUUGUUGGAGAUCGGAUGGCUCUGCGGGUCCCAAGGUUCUGGGACUGACUGCUUCCGUUAUAAACAAUGUGAAGGAUGUUUCCCAUGUUCGAAAUUGUGUCUCUAAAUUGGAGAGGACUAUGCGCUGUCGUCUAAUCACCAGCACUUCAGAAAGUAUUGCUCUACACCAGGGCAAACUAACCGAGAAAGUUGUGUCUUUAUCCGAGACCUGCUCCUCUUCUCAAGCAUUUACUAACUUUUCUCACGCUGAAUAUCAAGAAGUAUUUGAUAUUUUGGAUAAAGGUCAAUUGGCAAUGAGGUGA